Porites lobata is the source of this 5347-nucleotide messenger RNA. The record is from the annotation of a GenBank genome assembly. Lineage: Eukaryota; Metazoa; Cnidaria; Anthozoa; Scleractinia; Poritidae.
AGUUACUAUACGCUGCAAUGUACCUGGAAGAUUGGAAAUGCAGGGAUAAGCCAAGCUGUUGCAUUUGUGUCCUUACCGGACCUCUAUUUGUCUUAUUACAGGCGAGUAUGAUAUGUUUAUACACGCGUAGAAAGGGAAACCUGAGGUAAAAGAUACAGGCGUCUGAGAGUAUUGAUUAACAUGAAUUAAACGAUGAGCCAGUGUUUGGUUCUAAUUGCUCAGUACUCUAAUCCCAGUAAAAAAUAAACAAACAAGCAACGGUUUAGACUAAGUAAAAGAUUAUUUAGAUAGAUGUAAACAAUUGUCGAACCUUAACGCAUUUAUUGGAUUCAUCGGAGAGUCAGGUGAAUAAAUACCCGGAUUACUCAUUUUCUGUGUUAAAGAAUUUUAAUUUCUUCUUUUGUUAAUGGUAGGUGGAGAAGCUUCUUUUGGAUUGUUUCCUGUUUCAAAUCGCUUUAAUUGCUUUUUCUUGAAUUUAAGAGUUUGUCUUGUUUUUGCGAACGGUUGGUCUGAAGUGAUGGACUCACCUCAUUGUCCGUUGAACAACAUAAAUCUGUUAGCAGAGUAUCGGCUCGUUAGCGGUGUUUUUAUAUGCAAAUGAGCUGCAUAGUUUAUGAUGGUAGGGGCUCGCGUUAGCGCAGCUUGGAGGGUGUGGCUAGGGUUUGAGUCUGGACCCGAGUGACUGGUCUCGUAAAGCGGAGGAUCGCGCGCGCGGAGGAGAGUCACGUGAUCAAGAAUCACGCGGUGGAUUCGGUUGCCCUGGCUCGCUCGUAAUCACCUUAAAAUCGGUGUCGAAAUACAAACAAAGUUCCUGAAGCAUUUCUACGACUUCAUACAAAUGUAAACGGGCCCAGCAAGCCGUGAAACAAGUCAAGAAAAUAUUGACAUCGAUUGCAGAUAGAUCGUCUUGUUUUCUUGUAAUAGACCUCCACAGUGUCAUCCGUGACGACAUCGAUAGAGCACACAUCAAUUUCACCAGAGUCACCCAGGAACUCCGUCAGCUUCUCAUGCUCAGUGAAAUCUUGAAUCUGGGUCUUGUUAGGCGCUUUUCGGAGCUUCCCCCAAACAUUGUUAAGGGUAAUUUUUGCCACGCUUCUGAGACCUGUAUUACACUCCAUUUUGUGUCUCAGAGUCUUCCCUUUCCGCAAUCAGCAAGUUAGCCUCGUGCUGUUCAUGAGUUUGCAUCACUUCAUGAUCAAAAAAACACAUGCAAGGGAUCUUCUUCUUCUUCCGGCGUUUUCACUUUUUGAAUGAAACAGCAAUGUUCCAGGACCGGCACAUACUGUUUGCAGCUCCGGCAUUCAUCAUAGCCCCAUUGAUAUAUAUUCAUAUAGAUAUUUGCGCCGAAUAAGUAAUAAAUUAUUAAAUUAUUAUUAUUAUUAUUGAUGCUUUCUAACUUCUUACUGCCUUUCAAUAAUCUCCGACAAUCAGGGCAGAUUUUUCCUCAAUUCACACACACUCGCACACGUCAGUCCUUUACCCCUUUUACCACGAUAAGCGGUCUUCUUAUAGUUGGCAAAACACACUUCUCCAUAGAAAAAAACGAUAGCAGCGUUCACACUGAAGAGUCACGCGACUGGCUCGGUGAAGGUAAUCAGGACAACCAUUCGUUAAACAAGCUGAACAAUGUUCUUUAUUGACAUUGCGUUGAUGUUGGCCUUGAUUACCAUAACCUCGAUAACAAUAGAUAUAGACAUACUUCUUGUCCCAGUAACCUUGGAGAAACUGCGUGAAACCCGCUUGCCUAAAACGUAUCAGAUUAAACGACGCAAAGCGAUAUGAGUUGUACACCCUUCCCCAGUACAAGUAUUAUCGGUUGGUGUUUAACAAACGGGUGGUCGAUCCUGCUGCCUUCAAAACUUACCCGUACUGGUAUUAUGACCCUGAGACUUUCAUGACAAUGUGAUUAAUUAAACGAAUGUAAAUAAUGUUUUAUCUUGUAAAUACACUUUUUUGAAGUCGUUGCGUGGAAGUGAAAAUAGAACAUUUUCCAGUGAUAGCGUGACAUGAUAUAGCGUGACAUUUUUUCCGAAAAAAACUAGUUUGCGUCACCGUGUGAAAAGGGCGGAUAAACAACUAGUGUUUUCCACAUGUCCUGUUGGUAACCGGGUUUGUUUAGUCAAAUUAUAAACAUAGCAGAAUUGUAUAUCGGUAUCAUGAUUUUCUUGGGGGAAGGUUGACUGCGCAUGCGUGGUAGAAACCUCAUGUCUCUCUUUACCGUUUGUUUACACAUGUAAACCUUCCCUCUUUAUUUAUACGGGGAGACGGCAUCCGUCCGACACGAACCCGCUAGUAUCCGAACUCCGACUAGCACACGAACCCUAUCCCGACCAGUACUCGAACUCCGACUAGUAACCGAACACGACCAUAAUCUGACCAGUACCCGAACUUCUACUAGUACCAAGACACGAACCCUAACCCUAGACUAUUGCGAGGAUAGUCCGACCAUAAUUCGAGGGUAGUCCGACGAGAAUCCUAGCCACACCCUCAAAGCUACACUAACGCUAAGCUUAAUACACGAACCAGGCGCGGUCGCAUGACCUUCCCCGGCGCGCGCGACCCCACGCUCUAAUCCUGGCCACACCCAAAAAACAGCUUCAGUGCUAGCCUCAUUUCCAUCCCGGCACACUACGACACUUUCAGUACUGCAUCCCAAAUGUGACCUGAACGCCCGGAUACCCUGCUUCUAUUGUUUGAAGAAGGUCGUUUGAAGGUAUUUUAUAUCGUCUGAUUUUUUUUUUUCGUACAGCGAGUACAUUAAGGUAAUUGAUGGUAACGGUAUCACGGUUCUCAGUCGCUAUGGAUACUCGUCUGCAACUCAGAAAACUUUCCGGAAAGUUUCAUUUGGAAAUUCUGGGAACAUCACUGUGCAGAUCUACCUAAGGCGAAGCUACAGUAACUUCAGGCUACAAUUUGGAAUUUUAAAACAAGGAUUCCAAUCAGGUUAGCAUUUCUGUUACAGCUAAACUCAUUUUAUAUGUAAUAUUUAUAUAUUUACAUACGCUUGUCUGCGAAUAAAAAAAAAAAAGGUAACAUUCAUAACGAUAGCUAUGGAAAUAUUGGAGAUAUUGAGUGAAAUGCCCCUAUUUACAAAACCGAUUACAAUAUGAUCAUAACAAAAGUGAAUCAAGUAAUCUUGUACUAUUCAAGCCUGUGGGUGUAUAAGAACAAAAACUAGCGUGGGCUUAAGGCAGUUAAAGUGUCUCUGUAUGCAACUAUAUAUUUUUUGUUUAACUGUUGUUGUUGUUUUAUUAUGGCGGAAUUUCUCAAGGUUUUCAUCUUUUCUUUUUUUUCUGCUUAAGUGUUUUUGGUAAGACAUUUCUGUGACGUGAAUAUGAUAGUUUAUAGGUAACGACCAAUCAUAGCACCCUCAGCGUGCACUACACUGUAUGAAACUUAAUAGUUCGGAGGGUGUUAUUCGCUGUACCGAUGAAGGAUGAGACGCAUGAAAUCUUAUAAUAUUCUAUUUUCAAAACCUUAAGAUAAAUAACUCGAAACAUUUAUUUGAUCAUUUACUCAUUUUUAUUUUAUUUUAUUUUAUUUGUAUUUUUAUUUCCAUUAAUAUUUACUGUAUAUAACACAUAUAACUCACACUCCAUUUGGAAUAUAUGGCAAAACGGAAGGUAGAAUUCCGCUUAUUUGUGCUUCGAGCCACUUUUAAAUGCACAUAAAAGCCUGUCCCGAAGGGGGCAGGUUAAAAAACAAAUGACGUAAUCCCAUGGAGUCCAUACACAAGCACCUGGUCCCAAGAUCGAUCUUCCGCAUCUUUUUUUCUGCUGUGCUUCGAAACUACCACAAGUAAAUGAAUCUUUACCGUACUUUUUUCCUUAUUUUUUUUCCUUUUUCACCUAUAGCUACACCUCCUCGAUAGGGAGGAAAUCUUUGGAAGCUGUUUGUUUUCAAACUGAUUUGACCUUUCUGGUCGUAGGAAACGAUUACAAGACGAAGACGGUUUCAUCACUCGUCUUCGCGUUCCCGCUAUCGCGAACGCUUGCACUCGACAAACAGUUUUCCGCCUAAAGGGCGGAAAACUCCGGAUUCUGUGCCUCCAGCAGCCGAAGGCAUAUCUUAGCUUUUAUCCUGUCUACGUUACAGCAAAUUAAAACAGACAUGGCGAAGACCAGUGAUUGCUUUUCCUCCAUCGAGCCUCGCUUCGGGCAACACUGAGGAAAUCUCCCGGUAUUACAUGAUGAUCAAAUUUCGGUUCUGGCCUAUUCCUAUAGGGAACUUGAUUAUUCUGAAGAAUGUGUGCCGUUGGCUACUGAGCCCCAAACUGAGGCUACUCAGCCAAAACACCAGGAUAUUAGGCCAUCAAAGGAGACAAACGUCUCCCAAUCAUCCGAAGGCUCCCAAGCACACUUGGUGGCCAGCAACAAAUCUCCUUUAUACAAUCCUGACUCCGCCCAGUUCUUAUGGGAACCCACAAGGGAACUGGCUUCCUUCAUAGAUAAACAAUUCCGUAGAAAAAUGAGUUAUGAUCGGGUUUAUGAAAUCCUGGACAAUUACAGUAUCACUUCUGUGGAUUUUCUCAUAACAUAUAAGACUCAACAACUUCCUAGAGAAGUGGAAACAGAUAACUGAAGACCCAGAAAUUUUAAACGUUGUUUCGGGACAUCGAAUCCCAUUCCGCUCUAUUCCUCUUCAACUUCACAUUCCUGUCACAAAAUGAUCGGAUUCAAGAGCUUCUCUUAUACAGAUGUAGAUGCAGAAGCGCUGAAGCUCCUAUCAUUGAGGGCAAUUAAAAAAAUACCCUUUAACUCAGCUAAUAAUGGACCUCUUACAGCAGCUUGGCUUCGCCAUAAACUAAGAAAGUCCCUUCUAGACCCCAGCAGCUCGCGAAGUGGCAAACUUCAUAGGCACCUUGGAGGAUGCUUGCCCCGCCAUCUGGAAGGCCCCUCUUUAUUAGAGGCACUUACAAAUACAGCUCAUAAAGUAUCUACAUCUUUCUGCAUCUUUCGCUCACAAGGUUAUAGAGGAUCAUGAAACCAUGUGCUUGUGCCGGGGUUCCAUAGGAUUACCAUUUGUUUUUUAACCUGUCUCCGGUCGGGAGAGGUUUUUAUAAGCGUUUAAAAGUGGUUCGAAGCACAAAUAAGCGGAAUUCUACCUGAUGUUUUGUCAUAUAUUUGUCACUUCGUUUGUUUAUAUAAUUUCAAUUAUACUGGCAAGCGGCCCUGGUAUACGUGGGAUAUAUAUAUUUUUUUAAUUGCUUUUUUGUUUAUUUCUAGCAUUUCCACUGCCUAACUGGAGCUUGUCCAUUGUCAACGCUACUACGACGAGCAUCCGAUUCUCUUGGCAAAACCUGCAAACACUUGUUGGUCAACUAAUUAGUCAUUACUUUGUAGUCGUC